AUGUCUGUUAUCAGCAAUACUAGUACCAACAGUAACAACGUUGACCGUACUGCACUAUUAUCCUUAUUAAACGACAUCAAAGAAUUAUUUAACAAUGGCCCAACUAAUGCUGCAACCGUUGCUAUGCUUACUUUUAUUGAUGGUACUUUGAACCCCAUGAUUGCUAAAAGCGGCACAGAUGAAUUCAUUACCUCACUUUCUAUGUUCCAUGAUGGCGAAUUUAUAACAAAGUUUUAUAACAAAGUUUUCGAUAUUAUAGAUACCAUUGACCACCCCACUGUAACAUCUAAUAACAACGAACAGUAUUUAUUCCAAUUACUUAGAAUUUAUAGAGGUUUGUUACUACUUGUUAACAAUUUAAUAGUAUCAGCAGAUCUUACAAUUAGUAUUGAUAGCACUCCCAUUAAAGAUUUGAACCUAUUGCUGGUUGAUAAAAUAAUAAAGAAUUUCAAUAAUUGUUGCACAAAUAUAGUUUUAUCAUCAGAUCAGGUCAAUUUAUCUCUAGCAUUACUAUACAACACUAUUUGUAAAUUAUUAUUUAAUAUUACAAACAAGUUCCAACUGAAUAUUGAAAAUGAUGAUGAUAUUUUAUUAUUAUUUUUAACUUUUUAUGAGAAACAUCUGACUUCCAACAAUGCCGAAUUUUAUUUACCCUGGUUACUGUUAUUGAACAACAUACUUUCAUCAUUAAAAGAUUCACAUUUAGUAUCCCAAAUACUUCUGACUACCGAUAUUGUCAACAAAGUACUAUUAACGAUAUACAAUAACGAUAAAAUGUUUCGUUUUUUCCAAAACACUAAUACUGAACCUAUAGAUAUUUCGCAUUUAACCUUUAUUAAAGUUUGGAAAAAACUAUUAAUUUCAAAUGAAUAUAUUUCAAGAUAUAUAGAAUCGUUAUAUGCCACUAAUAACACGGCGUUAUUAGCACAACUUUUGGACGUUUCUACCAUAAUUAUUACUAGUAUUGAUUUAUGGGACAACCAUGAUAUUAUAAAUAUAAUGAUAUGGUGCAUUUUUUUAAUAAAAGAGAAAUUGUUCAAUGAAGUAAAGGAUUGUUUAUUAUCAUCGAAUACUACCACUGUUGAUACAACCUACCCUAUUUUAGUUAAUGUCUUGGACAUUUUAACCAAGAUAACUACAUUUAAAGAAAGCGCAUCCUAUAUAUUACACUACAAGGAAACAUUCCCCCUUUUAAUCUCACUUUUAAAGCUAUUGAAUGAUCAUAUCCCCAAACUCAACCCUCAUAAAAACCCGGACUUAAAACCAUCAAAGAGUACGUUCCCCCACUGCAAAUCCUUGCUUGUGGAAAUAUUUACCAAUUUGACCUUUGAAAAUCAUCAAAUACAAGAUUUAAUGAGGAUACAUCACGGUAUUGAACUAGUUUUAAACAAUUGUGAGAUUGAUGAAAAUGAACCAUUUAUCAAAGAGAGAAGUAUUAUUUGUAUUAAAUAUUUAUUAGCCAAUAAUAAAGAAAACCAAGUAAUUAUAAGGGAUUUAGAGGAGAAAAAACAAAAAAAAAAUUAG
Messenger RNA from Saccharomycodes ludwigii, 1524 nucleotides. RefSeq names its product Ctr86p (gene CTR86). Gene Ontology annotation, cellular component: cytosol. The coding region runs from base 1 to 1524 and encodes 507 amino acids. NCBI's taxonomy places the organism in Eukaryota, Fungi, Ascomycota, Saccharomycetes, Saccharomycodales, Saccharomycodaceae. The record is from RefSeq and is a predicted model, not a curated record. The transcript has a single exon.